This is a messenger RNA of Myripristis murdjan (pinecone soldierfish), 9738 nucleotides long. Its product is annotated as palmitoyltransferase ZDHHC3. NCBI's taxonomy places the organism in Eukaryota, Metazoa, Chordata, Actinopteri, Holocentriformes, Holocentridae. Gene Ontology annotation, molecular function: palmitoyltransferase activity. Bases 2 to 937 code for a protein of 311 amino acids. The record is from RefSeq and is a predicted model, not a curated record. The transcript has 9 exons.
GAUGGCGUCCCUGCGCUGUAGGCGAGACCCGUGCGGCUUUAUUUGUUUGAUUUUAACUUAUUUCAGCGUGUUUUAUGCGGACUACGUGGUGAUUCAGUAUGUGCUCAUCCCCGCCUACUCGGGAAGUGUGUGGUGUACGCUACAUGGAUCAGUGUUCAACCUGAUCCUGCUGCUGCUGCUGGCCUGCCACUCCAAAGCCGUCUUCUCAGACCCUGGUAUGGUGCCCCUUCCAGACACGGCCAUCGACUUCUCAGACUUGCGGUCCCAGUCGUCGCGAAUGAGCGAACGGGGCUGUGAGGGCUGGACGGUGUGCAGCCGCUGUGAGACCUACCGGCCUCCCAGAGCGCACCACUGCAGGGUCUGCCAGAGGUGCAUCCGCCGCAUGGACCACCACUGCCCCUGGAUCAACAACUGUGUUGGGGAGCUAAAUCAGAAGUACUUCAUCCAGUUUCUCUUCUAUACUGGCAUGGCCAGUCUGUACUCCAUGGUGCUGGUGGUGUCGGCCUGGGUGUGGCGCAUCAGGAGCGAGAGGGAGGGCGAUGCAGAGAAAGAAGGAGAGGAGACGCCCAGCAAACACCUGAUCGUUGCUCACUACAUCAUUCUCCUGGUGGAGUCGGUGUUAUUCGGCGUGUUUGUCAUGGUCAUCUUCUACGACCAGCUGGUCUCCAUAAUAACAGACGAGACUCCCAUAGAGCAGAUGAGGAACAGGCUGAUGAUGAAGGACAGAACAUCCUCCACCUCCUCUUCCUCCUCCUCCACCUCUUCCUCCGUCUCCCAGCUCCCCCACCACCCCACACACACCCGCAAGCCAAAGCUCGCCCUGCUGCGGGAGGUCUUCGGAAGAGGUUCGGUGUUUUGUUGGCUUCUUCCGCUGCACUCCAGCCCUCCCUCUGUCGGCGGAAUCAGCUACUCUGCCCUGCCGGACUACGACGUCUGACCUUUGACCUGAAAGAGAGAGAGAGAGAGAGGGAGAGAGAAAGAGAGAGAAGGGGAGGACCAGAAGGAGAUGGCAAGACAUUUGUUUGUGUGUGAGAAAGAGAGAGAAAACAAGUUUCUGCCUGACUGUGUCCAACUUUUGAUCUUAGACAUGAAGAGGCAGAAAUGGCAAGAGGAACGAAUGAAUGGAUGGAUGGAUGGAUGCAUAAUAGUGUGUGUGUGUGUGUGUGUGUGUGUGUGACUUGUUUCACCUUAGGACCUAAAACAGCGACCCAGUCUCUCAUCCCCAAAUCCCAGGCUUAUGAAACUCUAUCUCCUGGCUUUCUUGUCACACAAACAGGGCUGGUUUUCCUUCGUUUGGUCUCAAAUAAUUUUAUUAUUACGCCUCAAAAGAGCUGCUUCGAGGGUCAAUAUGAGAGUUCGACCAAUAUGUGAGGUUUUUUUUUGUUGUUGUUGUUGUCAUUGUCUUGUUUUAGUUCGUUUUUUCUUAACACACUAAUCUCGCCGAAAUCCAGUAUCUUUCUCGAUUAUUAACAAGAAAUCAGUACUUUAUUUUCGUAAAUGGGGGGGAAAGCCUCUAAAAUGGCAUUGAAGCUGAAACUCUUGAGCGCUGAAAUCCCAAGAUAACAAUAAUAACAGUUUUAUUACAAGUAAAUAUUAUUAUAUACUGUAAAUAUUGAAUUUAACAAGCUACAUUAUAUCUAUCUUAUUUACGUUGCUGAUGGGCCGGUUUCUUUACUUUUCUUAAAAGGCCAGUAUCAGCCCUGUAUGCCAGUCUAACCCUGGUGCUUGGUAUGCCCCAAAGAGUCUAGAGUAUAUCUGCUGCUGCCUAAAUAUCUAAAGGAAGUUGCGUGAUAUGGCCAGGAGUCGGUCAAUCAAAACCCCCCUAAAUUUCCUAAAUGUUACUGAAUUGAAGUUUAGAAAACCAAGUGGAGCUUUACACGGUUCCUUUUUUUCCUCACGUUAAUUCCCCACCGUGAGAAAAACAAAAAGGAGCCUAAAAGAAAUAGGUCAAAGUUGUUUUUUAUUUAUUUAUUUUUUUUGCACUCUCAAAGUGGUGACGGGAUCUGGCCAGGAGUUGACUUCCCGUUUCGUUACUUUUGACACCACAAACCCCUCAGCCGAAAAGCCCCUGAAAUUCCUAGAUGUUACUGAAUAUUUUAUUUGCACAAGAUGCCUCUAAUGUUUAUUUAAUUUAUUUGCUGGGCGACUCUGUCCAGUUUACUGAGUUGGACUUUACGUGGUUCCUGUUUUUGAUUUUGUUAAAAUCCCAGCCCUGAAUCUGAAGAACAAAACGGAGCCAAAAAGAAAAAGGUCAGCAGAGUUUAUGAUACCAAUCACCAACACUAUUUACUAUUCAAAAUCAAGUAUCAUGAAGUUUUUUACAUUCAUACAGUUUAUGAACUAUUAUUUAAUUGUAUUAUGAGCCGAAGAAGAAAGUAUAUUUUUACCUAGUUACCAUUCUCCCUGUGCAUUGAUACCCAUAACUGAUGUAAUGAAAAAAAGAAAGAAAAAAAAAAAAAAACAAGUUUAGAUUGGGACUUAAAUUUCAUGCCUUUGGGAAUUGGGUUCAUCAUCCAACAGGAGACAGAGAAUGUCUUAUCAAGAGAUUAUUGUUUUGUUUUUCUGUUUUUCCUCUUGUUCCUGUAUUUAUUUCAAGAUACAAAGAAGUGCAGUUUGUUGUGCGAGUAACUAAACUGUGUUACACAUACAUGUAACCCACCAGAUACACACACACACACACACACACACACGUACACACACACACACACACACAAACAGGGAGUGACUUGGUCUGAUUUAACAAGGUAGGUGUUGGACAGGCACUUAAAUCUUGUUUACUGCAACACUUUCCUCGAAUUCUAUUUUUAGCUAGAGAUGAAAAUAAUAUUUUGUGCUAAAUACCGUGACGAAAACCUCCUUUAUUCCCUCACAAGUCACCCCCCCCAUCCACCACACAUAUACACACACACACACACACACACGUACACACACACACACCUCAGUAUUCUACAAUAUCUCAGUGAAGGGACGGUUCUUAACUUAUUUAUUGUUUCUAACUAUUCCGUGGAGUUAACUCUACCAAUGACUGUGUAUUUUUAUGUGAAGGGGUGAAGUUGCCUUUCAGCACCAACACGGCCUCAGAUUUGCUGCUUCCUCGCCAAGAGUUAAAUGACUGUCGUGUAAUCUUUGCAGCCACACGUCCGGCUCAGAUGACAGACGUUUGGAGAAAUUUAAGCACAUGGUCAGUAGGUCAGACAGCAGCAGCGACAUCGUGGGCUGUGAUCGUAAAACCAGUUAAUAUUUCCAAGGGUGAAGCUAGGAAACAAAACUUUACAAAGAUCACGGACGUUGCUGUACUUCGCUAGCUAGAGAAACAAAACUUUACAAAAAUAGGGAUGUUUUGCUACACUUUGCUUGCUAGGGAAACAAAACAAUGAACAAGGGCAUUGCGACACUUGGCUAGCUAGAAAAUAAAAAACUAUGAAGAACAAUAAAAAUAUUGCUACCCUACGACUAGGGGGAAAACAACUUUACAAACAACAUCAAGGACGUUGCUGCACUUUCUAGCUCGAGAAACAAAACUUUACAAAGAAAACAGAUGUUGCUACCCUUCGCUAGCUUGGGAAACAAAACAAAGACUAAGGGCAUUGCUACACUUGGCUAGCUAGAAAACAAAGGGCAAGGAUGUUGUUUCACUGAACUAGCUUGGGAGACAAAACUUCAAGAAGAACAGUAAAAAUACUGCAACACUACGACUUGGAAAAAAAAGUUAAACAACAACAAGGACGUUGUCGUUCUUAACUAGCUAAGGAAACAAAAUGAUGAACAGUAAAAAUGACGCUAUUUUACGACUUGGGGAAAAACUUUUUAAAGAACCACAAAUAGCAUUGUUGCAAUUAGCUAGCUAGGGAAACAAAACUUUACAAAGAACAGGGACCUCUCUCUGUGACCUGUCGUGUCCCUGGCCGUCACUGACAGGGGCAGAGAAAUGGCCUUGGCUAGGAAUUUGUUCAGUAGCUCAAACUUUACGGAAGUUACGCUACUUACAAUAUGACAUGCACAGUUGUGUCGGCGACAACACAUUCAGAUCGAAAGGGUUAAGCUAGCUUGAGAAAUAUAACUUUACAAAGAACAGUACAAAUAUUGCCACGCUAUGACUUAGAGAAAAAACUUUACAAAGAACAACAAGGACGUUGCUCUUAGCUAGCUAGGGAAACAAAACUUUACGACAAACAGUAAAAAUGUUGCUAUUCUACGACUUGGGGAAAAACUUUACAAAGAACAACAAACAGCGUUGUUGCAGUUAGCUAGCCAGGGAAACAAAACUUUGCAAAGAACAGGGAUGUUGCUACACUUAGCCAGCUUGAGAAAUAAAACUUUACAAAGAAUAGUAAAAAUAUUGCCACACUAUGACUUGGAGAAAAAACUUUACAAAGAUCAAGACGGACGUUGUUGCACUUAGCCAGCUAGGGAAAAAAAACUUUACAAAGAACAACAAGGAAACAAAACUUAACAAACAUCAAAGCCGUUGCUACACUUUGUCGACUUGUCAGCAAAGUAGAACCCAAGCUAGCGAUGGCAACCUGUUUUUUUUUACUUCUCAUUAUCCCACAUUUAACAGGGAAAAUUUCUCCAGACCUCUGUUUCAGACGCCGGCGUCGCUACGUGAGAUUAACCUCAGCGAAACAUUUAUAGCUUUCGGACACACCCGUUCCCAGUGCGGGUUCACCUUACAGUCAACCGACGACAAUAUUGGUCAUCCUGGGUACCCAUAGUGGUGUCACUACCUCACUUUUGCCUCACUUGAGAUGGACUUGCCAAUGCACACACACUAAUUCAUGUAUGAGAUAGCUCGCAUUUUACAAAAUUUACUCCUGUGUUUAUGAAUAGUUGCGGGCAUUCUAGUAAAGCAAAUUAUGAUUUUUUACUAGUUGAGAAUUCUUUAGUCCUUAGCUCAAAAAAUAGUUGUUUUUGGGGGGAAUAGAAGCAAGUAUAGCAUUUUGAGAUUUAAAAAGAGAUUUUAAAGAGACCCACGACGGCCAGCCAAAGCUCACAGGUUCAGUCCAGCAGCCGUGUGCCCCGAUGAAGUGUCCUUCAGCCCUUCCUGCUACACUUAAUGUUAGGCCCUGUUCACAGUUAACACAAUGCAGACAUACACUGACACGCCUUCGUGGCACAUGCCAGUUCUCUGCUUAUAUGGCAUUCAUAGUGGUGACCGGCUUCCUCGAGUCUAGAUCGAGGUUAUGAAUCAUUUAUGCUAAAGAGGGCAGCAGAUGAUAACAGUGGAGGGUGUGUGUGUUUGUGACUGUGGUAGAGGAAUGUCUGCUAUUAGAUCUGUAGAGUAGAUGAUGGCAAUUUUAGUCCCCUUUUGCCUAGAUAUUGAAGUUUGGUGAAGAAGCAUUACCAAUAUGUUCAAAUGUCAGCCUCAAAAUUUGACACCCUCCAUCGUGUUCCCACUGUUUAGUUAAGACAGGAACCAGUGUACCAUACUCUGUGUAUCUGCGAAUUCCCCUCCCCAAACCACUGGAUCCAGUGAUUCGGCUGUCACACUGAGGUCCUUAGUGACUGGGUUCAGUCAGGAAGCACUGGCAGCUACCUACAAGUUGAAUACCAUGUAGGUUUGUAUUUACUUUCUUUGUAGUUUGUUUAGAAGUAUUUAUAUUUGCAGCCUUUACCUGAAAUGCAUCACAAUACAAAAUGUCGGGGAACAGUCCUCAACACAGCGACGUUUUCGGUGUUGAGUGUGACUGUAACCGGCCUCAGUUGCUCAGGAGAAGAGCGUCAGCUGGAUGCCUCAGAAAAAAAAAAACUGUGAAAUUAAAUCUUUUUCAUGGGUGGCAUCUUUUAAUUGAGAGGUUGCAGCAAACCGGGUCCUUCCUCGGCGGAAAGCAAAGGCAACUUCACCCCGUGGCGUGUUUUUAUGUAUGUGUAUAUAGUUAAUCUAACUAUCUGUGUCCAGCCUGGGCUAAUAUGAAUGGAGGGAGUUUCAGAUAUAUAAGGGAAAAUCAUGAGAAGUGUAACAGUGGUUUAAAUAGCAAAAACAUCAAUUUUAAUAAGGUAUUUAUAUUAGUCUUAUAAUGUCAUUUAAAAAAAAAAAAACUGUUCCAAGAUGAUCUCACUUGUUUCCACUGUAAUUUCCCUUUUUGUCGGGACCUUUUCCUGAACGGUGUGACAUCAUUUUGAAACAAGUGGAGUAACUUCCCUUUUUUCCCCAAGAUAUUGCCACUUGUUUAAGGAAAGUGAAGUGAAACUGAGGAAGAAACAAAUGAAAUUAUCGUUUUGUACCACACUGAUGAUUUUUCAUGUGCUUUAUGGGAAAUAGAAGUGACAUACUUCAGAUUAAGUGUGUGUGUCGACCAGGAUUUGAAAAUGCAAUCAUCAAAAAUAAGUCAGUAUUAGCUUCUAUUUUAAACCAUGUUCAAACAACAACAGCAGAUUAUGCUAACUGUAUCUUAGGUCUCUGAAAAGACAAACACUUGGAAAAUUGCUUGUGGUAACAAGGGAAAUACAGCGUCAUUGGAGGGCUGACAACAAAACUAGGGACUGCAGUUUCACGUCUUCAGUGCGUUCACACUGCGAGCAGCCGGGUCGAUGUUAGAGCCGUGUGGCUGCAAAGUGACGACUAAUAGCAAUAAGUCAUGUAUCUACACAAAAACAUGCAUUUGGCAUUGCUUUGGUAUUGGCUUUCCAGAACAAUUCAUAUUCACUCUCCAUUGACUUUGUAUUGCUUUAAGGUGUCUCCUUGGUUUCCGAUGGUCGCCAAGUCAAAAGUUCAAAAUGGUGAAAAACAGCUUCAGCCAUGUUUUUUCCACUAUUCACACCUGCGAUUCAAACCAAACAUUGACAUAUUUAACCCCAACAUGCUCGGUGUCCUCUGCAAACUGACGGGAACUUUUAACGUGACGACCAUCAGAAGCCAAGGAGGCGCCUUCAUGCAAUUCAAAGUAAAUGGAGAGUGUUUCCCCGAAUCAAAUAGCUUCAGAGCUAGAGCUGUGUAUCUCAGACUCUGUUCUCGAAGUUUUUGUACGCCUAUCAUCAACUUUUCAUCCAUUUUUAUAAGUGCCAGGCAAAACUAGAAUCAGUCUGGAACCAAGAAAGCCUUGAAAUCUGAUUGGCUAUUGUCAGCUUAAUACCGGGUGAAGUUAAUAAAACUCUACUUGGCCAACAAGCUUUCUGCACACCAUCACUACGGCCUCACUUCACAAGGAGGUGAAUGGGAGUGCACGCUUCCUCUCUGACCACACAAAGAAUAUGCCUUAUUUCUGUGAGGUGUCUGGGAGUUUCAGUUUUACCACUAAAGGGACGGGGGGGUGAGGGGAAGAACAGGCGGUGAUGGUACAGUCUUCUCAUUUUGUUGUGACUCCUCCAACAUGGUGGCACAUCACUGGUCUCCAACCAAACACGAUGUGACCGGCUGUUAAACUUGCAAUAUUGAGCGCGUACUCGCCCAGGUUUGGUUUGUGUUAGCUGUACAUAGGGAGGUAUGUAUUUUAUAUCAAUGAAGUGUGCAAUUCUCAUGAAGUGAGAGUUACUGAAACUCAGAACUUUUUCUUUUUCUACCAGGAUCUGGGUAAAACAAUACAAGGUUUGAAAUGUUUUUGUGAAAAUUUGCAAAAAGAAAACACAUCACAAGAUGUGUAAGAUUUAGUCUUAAAUUGCCUCACCUUGAAUUUUACUUCUGUAAAACUUACAAGUUUGGUAAUGUUGGGUAUCCCUGGUUCCAGUCUAGGGGAGAACUGAAUCCCCUUUAAAAUCACAAAAUGAAAAGCAAGUGCACCUUGGCUUUUUGCAGAUAUCUAAAAACCUUUCAAGCUGUACAUGUGUUUUUGUCCAGGUGUGUGUUAACUAUCAGGGUACUGGCUUGCCUGUUUGAUUCUGUUGAAAAAUGCAGUUGUUUUGUUUUUUUUGUAUCAAUGUUAAUUAACAGCGUGCGCUUGUUUCGAUUCACCCACCUUGGCGGAGUUGCCUCAUCACCACUUUAUUCCCUCUGUUUGAAGCGCCCUAACUUUUGACUUCCGGCCACAUCUCUGUGAAACGAACCAAGCGCACCGGUUUGCUGUUUUACUUGACAGCGGGAAGGAAUGUGUGUACAAAUAAGGAGGGCUUGAAAUUAACACGAGCCACCAGCCAAACGCAACAACAUCUCACACGUGGUGGGCUCAUGUGUCAAAUCUACCUGCCACUUUGACGAUUAGACGUUUUCUCCUUUAUUUUGAUAACCACAGUCACUGUGCAAAUAUUAAAAGGUGCAUUAAUGUAUGACCUCGAUCACCCUCUAUGGGCGAAGAGUAAGAAUUGCAACACAUCCUCCUUCAAAAGACGUUCGGACAGGGUUGGCCCAAUGUUCCCUCCGUCGCCAAGAAAUUAAUCCUCAUGUAAAGUACGCCCUGUACUCCCCCAGCCCUGUGUUCAGUCAGGGUGUCAGAAUUAGGCUGGUAGAGUUUGUAAGUGGUUGCAACAAGAUUUGAACUAACUCAUUAAAGUUAGCAAAAAAUAUGUUUGUUCGUUUUUUGGAACUCAUUUUACAGUGUUUUACGUGUACAAUGUUUUGUUCAAGAGCUUAGACCACUUAGAAUGAGAACAUGGGAACAUGGCGCUGAGGGAACAUCGGACUGAGGGAACAUAGCAUUGAGGGAACAUAGGGCUUAAAGAACAUAGAGCUAAGGGAACAUGGAGCCGAGGGAACGUAGAUUCAAGGAAACAUGGAGCUGAAGGGACAUAGAUUCAAGGAAACAUAGAGCUGAGGGAACUUAGAAGUCAGGGAACGUAUGCUGCGUUCAUGCCAUAUCGGAGAGAUCAGGAGUCCAACUUUGAAAACUCGCCCUGAUGACUUGAGAGUUUUCACGCUUCCCUUCAAAUCACUGAGAACUUACAGCUAACGAUUCACAGGCCAGCAGCAAAUGCAAAAUGCUAAACACUCGCCUGCCGAUGAACGAGCUGAAUAAAUGUGAAUAAACAUGUAGAGAAGAUUAGAUCGACUGACUAAGGGCCUAUCACAAGUAUUAUUACUGACGAUGCUUCCACGAUGAACUCCAGGCUUGUCAAAAUCUUCCAUGGCAAAGUGAGAGAAAUCAGGCGGAAGCAGCAAGGAGGAAUCACGUUCUCACGAUUUUCAACGAUAUGGUCGUGAACGCAGUAUCUAAGGCCGGUGGGACACAGAUUUGAGGGAACACAGAGCCGAAGGAACGUUGGCGCUCCGGUUUACCUCAGUCCGUCUCGUCCGUCUCUACUGUGAUUGUCCACAGAACAAAAAGAAAGAAAAAAGAGCAAGUAGUCCCAAAAGAACACAACAACCCUGAACGCUGUUAUUUUGUGCUAGUGGUCAGUAAGCAAAAAAAAACUAUUUUCCCUUUAAGACGAUAUUCCCGAUACAUUCCUGAGUUCCAGCCUCGUACACAUUCCAUUUCCGUCAUCCGAAAAUCUUAAAUCCGUAUCUCCUUUUCAUGGUGAAGGUGGUUUUAACAGGAGAGGUCUUUCUGUUUCACACACACUGUGCUGCGGCUGCAAACAGAUUCUAACGGUUGGCCCAACUGUUUAUUUUUUUUUCUUUUGUUGUUAUUUUGUUUGUUUGCUUUUUUUUUUUUUUUUUUUUGGCUGGAUGACUUGUGAAGUUAGUUUCACGCCCUGCGAACAAACCAACAAAGAGUUUAUUAUCAUGUGGCUUCAUGAUGAACAAGUUUACAACUGACUGAUGUUUAUCUAUUGUUACUCUCUUGAAACCGUGACCUGUGUAUUAUUCCUAUUGAAAUGCUGCUCUGGCUUCGUCAACUGGAAGUAAAACAGAUGUCAUAAACUUCA